Messenger RNA from Dermatophagoides pteronyssinus (European house dust mite), 2059 nucleotides. RefSeq names its product glucose dehydrogenase [FAD, quinone]-like. The record is from RefSeq and is a predicted model, not a curated record. Lineage: Eukaryota; Metazoa; Arthropoda; Arachnida; Sarcoptiformes; Pyroglyphidae. Gene Ontology annotation, molecular function: oxidoreductase activity, acting on CH-OH group of donors; flavin adenine dinucleotide binding.
AAUGUCGUUUUUAUCAUCAAACAAUCAUACAUGUACGAAUGAAAUUCCACAAUCAAACAGUCAUCAUCAACGGAAUAAUCAAUAAAAAUGGCACUUGGCCUAAAUCUAUUGAUAGCAUCAUUGCCGGCAUUAAUACCGAUGACGGCAUUCUGGUUUUAUGCUGUCACACAACCACCUGUAUCCAAAAGAUAUUGGGAUUCGCAAUAUGAUUAUAUUGUUGUCGGUGCCGGAUCAGCUGGCUGUGUUGUUGCUAGUCGUUUAUCUGAAGAUCCAAAAAUUAAAGUUUUACUAUUGGAAGCCGGUGGUUCGGAAAGUCUUGUUUCGGAUAUUCCACAGACACCUGUUAUGAUGCAAGGUACACCAUUAGAUUGGCAAUAUGAAACUGUACCACAAGAAAAUGCUUGUUAUGGUCUUGAAGGGCGACGAUCAAAAUGGCCUAGAGGUAAAGUUUUAGGCGGUUCAUCUGCCAUUAAUUACAUGAUGUAUGUAAGAGGUAAUCGUCAUGAUUUUGAUGAUUGGUCUGCUAAAGGCGCUUAUGGAUGGUCAUAUCGAGAAGUGUUACCAUAUUUUAUACGUGCUGAAGAUAAUCAAGAUCCGGACAUUGCAUACAAUGGCUUUCACGGACGUGGUGGCCCAUUGACUGUACAACGAAGUAAAAUGGUCAGUCCAUUGGCCUAUACGUUUGUUGAAGCCGGAAAACAAUUUGGUUAUCCAAACAUCGAUGUAAAUGGACGAACGCAGUUUGGAUUCACAAUACCUCAGGCUACAAUUCGUCGUGGUGGCCGUUGUUCAUCGGCGAAAGCCUAUUUACUUGGUGAUGCACGUUAUCGUGCCAAUUUGCACGUAGUCACAUUUGCCUUUGUCAUCAGAGUAUUAUUCAAUGAUCUUAAAGAGGCGGUCGGUGUGGUGUUUGAUCGAUUGGGUGAACGACAUCAAGUGUUCGCCACUCGUGAAGUGAUAUUAUCGGCCGGUUCUAUUGGUUCGGCGCAACUUCUCAUGCUAUCAGGUGUCGGUCCCCGUAGCGAACUUAGCCGGCAUGGAAUCCCUGUCCUUUCGGAUUUACCAGUUGGUCAUAAUCUUCAAGAUCACAUUUAUCCAUUAGGAUUAAACUUUAUCGCUGAUGAUUCAUUACGGCCAAAAGGUGUGACAUGGACGUAUAUUCAAUCGCGUGUCCAUACGUUACCCAACAUAUUGAAAUAUGUGUCAUUUGCCAAAGGUCCAAUAGCAUCAAUCGGUGCAUUAGAAGGACUCGGAUUUAUUCGUACAAGCUUUGCCAAUCGUACAUUUCCAGAUUGGCCAGAUUUUCAAAUCCAUUUUCUUUCCGGCUGUAUUUCAUCUGAUGAUGGCUAUGUAUUCCGUAGAAACAUCGGUAUCACGGAUUUUCAAUGGCAAAAAUCAUUUUUCCCAUUUGUACAGAAAGAAUGUUUCACGUUAUUGCCUGUCAUGUUAAAGCCAAAAAGUGUUGGAUAUAUUAAACUUCGAAGUGCCAAUCCAUAUCAUCACCCCAUAAUAAAUCCACGAUAUUUUACUCAUCCAGAAGAUUUGGAAAAAAUGGCCGAUGCUAUGGAAAUUUCAUUUAGAAUUGGAAAUUCAGCACCGUUUCGGCAAAAAUACAAUUCAAAACCAAGUGAAAUUGUUGUACCAGGAUGUGAAUUAUAUCCAUUAUAUAGUCGUAACUAUAUGAAAUGUUUAGCUCAAAUAUUCACCGUAACUAUUUAUCAUCCAGUCGGUACUUGUAAAAUGGGUAGUCCAAGUGAUCCAACAGCAGUCGUUGAUCAUGAACUUCGUGUAAAAGGUGUACGACGAUUACGUGUAGUUGAUGGAUCGGUAAUGCCAAGAAUAACUAGUGGAAAUACAAAUGCACCGAUCAUUAUGAUUGGUGAAAAAGCAUCAGAUCUGAUACGAGGAUUUUAUGUUACACCGCGAAUGGGUUUUAGUAAUAUAAUCAACCUUUAUACAAAUAAUAUUGCCAUUGGAUAAAUGAGUAUAUCGUCUUUCUAUUUACCGGGAAUAUGAAUUGUUUUUUUCAUAGUCAUAACGAUUCGCCAUCAAAAUUGAU